ACCUCGCCGGAGAGCUCGCGGUGUGACACUGGCGAGCCCUGGCUUCCCGGGCGAACGGCACGGGUGAGGGCAGAUCUGGUUCUGGUUGGAGCAUCUUCGCACUUCCCUCACCACCCCGUGGCUCAGUUUAGCCAAGUUUUCAUUUUCCACCUUCUCCACCUGCAGCUGUCUAAGGCCACCACUCUCUCUGGUCGAGAGAAGCCUUCCCACUUCGGGUCUUACGGGCUCGGACUGCUGGAAACAUCGAGAGGCGGCUCUUUUUUUUUGUGGUCUUUCUAAAAGUCCCGUUUGGGGGAAGGGGAUGUGGCCGGGAAGGAUGAGAAACUCCGGUCUUCUGCUCUGCCUCUGGAGCGCUUACUGUUGCUUUGCCGCGGGAGGUCCCGCAACCCUUGGUCCAGAGGGUCGGCAGCAAGAUGAGCUCAACAAAUCCAGGGUUGUACCAGCUGCUGCCAAACCCCCUGUGAGAUUUAACCUCCGCACCUCUGAGGACCCAGAGCAUGAAGGAUGCUACCUCUCCUUUGACCACAACCAGCCCUUAGAAGACUGUGGCUUCAACAUGACAGCCAAAACCUUUUUCAUCAUUCAUGGAUGGACGAUGAGCGGCAUGUUUGAAAGCUGGCUGUACAAACUCGUGUCAGCCCUGCAGACAAGAGAGAAAGGAGCCAACGUCGUGGUGGUGGACUGGCUUCCGCUGGCUCACCAGCUUUACAUAGACGCAGUCAAUAAUACAAGGGAGGUGGGACACAGCGUCGCCAGGAUGCUCAACUGGCUGCAGGGGAAGGAGGAUUUUUCUCUCGGGGAUGUUCACUUGAUCGGCUACAGCCUUGGAGCUCACGUGGCCGGGUAUGCCGGCAACUUCGUGAAAGGCACGGUGGGCAGAAUCACGGGUUUGGAUCCUGCUGGGCCCAUGUUUGAAGGGGUUGACAUCCACAGGAGGCUGUCCCCUGACGAUGCAGACUUCGUGGAUGUCCUGCACACCUACACGCGCUCCUUUGGCUUGAGCAUCGGGAUUCAGAGGCCUGUGGGUCACAUUGACAUCUACCCCAAUGGAGGUGACUUCCAGCCGGGCUGUGGACUCAACGAUGUCUUGGGGUCAAUUGCAUAUGGAACAAUUGCAGAGGUGGUGAGAUGCGAGCACGAGCGGGCCGUCCACCUCUUCGUCGACUCCCUGGUGAAUCAGGACAAGCCGAGCUUCGCGUUCCAGUGCACGGACUCCAACCGCUUCAAAAAGGGGAUCUGCCUCAGUUGCCGGAAGAACCGUUGUAAUAGCAUUGGCUACAAUGCCAAGAAAAUGAGGAACAAGAGGAACAGCAAAAUGUACCUAAAAACCCGGGCAGGCAUGCCUUUCAGAGUUUACCAUUAUCAGAUGAAAAUCCAUGUCUUCAGCUACAAGAACAUGGGAGAAAUUGAGCCCACCUUUUAUGUCACCAUUUAUGGCACCAAUGCAGACUCCCAGAUUCUGCCUUUGGAAAUAGUGGAGCAGAUCGGGCUGAAUGCCACCAACACCUUUCUGGUCUACACCGAGGAGGACUUGGGAGACCUCCUGAAGAUCAGACUCACCUGGGAGAGGACUUCUCAGUCCUGGUACAACCUGUGGAAAGAGCUUCGCAGCUACCUGUCUCAGCCCCGCAGGUCCGAGCAAGAGCUGAAUAUCAGACGCAUCCGCGUCAAGUCCGGGGAGACCCAGAGGAAAUUGACUUUUUGUGCAGAAGAUCUUGAGAACACCCGCAUAUCCCCUGGCCAAGAGCUCUGGUUUCACAAGUGUCGGGAUGGCUGGAGAAUGAAAAAUGAAACCAGUCCAACCCCGGAGCAUCCUUGAAGAUGCCCGCAAGGCCCCCCACUCCCUGAUUUCCAAGCACAUGGAGGAAUGUUACUGCUGAGGACCCACCUGAUGGAAAGACCCUUCUUGGCCUUGACCCUGGAGCAACGGGAGGAGCCCACUUGCUGGGCCCAGCACCGUGCCUCCCAUGACGGCUGGGACUUUUCUCCAGAGGAGACCACAUCCUGCUGUUCCUGCUGUGCCCGCUGCUGCUCUACGAUAGCUCUAACUCCAGAUCUGUGUGCAAAUGGCCAAUGCCCUGGCCUCUAUGCAUACCAGGCUGGCUUCUCAGGACUGGAUGAGCCUGUGCUUCACCCAACAAGGAACACAGGCUCCGAGUGACUCUGCGUGGAAGGCUGUCAUCUGCCUGACCUGACUUGAGUCAUAGUGAGGGGUCUUGCUGCUGGGAGCUGACUCGUGUCAGGAUGGCAGGCCUGGGACUUUGUUCGCCGGGGGAGGGAGAGUAGAUCUGGGGAGGUGUGGCGGCCCUCGCCCUUGGGGUUCGAUGGGUAACUGGUGACGUGGACUGGUUACAUUUUAUUCAGUCCUGCUCCCCAGCUCCUUCUCCAAUGCACACAUCAUUGGCUUUCUUCUUUUUCCAUUGCUCUUUUUUUUUUUUUAAGAAGA
Messenger RNA from Delphinapterus leucas (beluga whale), 2446 nucleotides. The record is from RefSeq and is a predicted model, not a curated record. NCBI's taxonomy places the organism in Eukaryota, Metazoa, Chordata, Mammalia, Artiodactyla, Monodontidae.